AUGAUGAGUUGUUACUCUCCAAUCACAACAUGUUCUAGGAAUGCUAUCUAUAUCAAGAAGCAAUUAGGCACUCACCUCUCCGGCGUUGUGGCUCAAGGAUCAUACAGUUUCCGCUGUUACAGUCUUUUCUCAGGGAUUUCGAAAAGAGACCAUACCGGUUUUAAUGUAUCUGUCUCUAAUAGACCUUCUGGUUGGUCGGAUAAAAGACUCUGUGGGUCGGUAUUAAUCAAUCGAUCAACCGUUGGUGGUGGUCCUCCUAAAGGGAAGCUUGAAGUUUCUUUCUUGAGCCCCGAUGCGAAAAUGAAAUGCGAUGAGAUCAAAGCCAACAUGAGAAGUCUCUAUUGGUACUCAAGAUUUGCUUAUACAGGUGUAAUUGUUAGCCUGCUUGUUUGUUAUUCUUCAACUUCACAAUCAGCAUAUGCAGAAGCUUCAAGGGAUAAAGAUGAUGACAACAGCAACAACAAAGUGUAUAGCAAGUCUUGUGAUGGUAAAUUCCACAAUGGGAAAAGAGUCUACACAGAUUACUCCAUCAUUGGUAUACCUGGGGAUGGUAGAUGUUUGUUUCGUUCAGUGGCUCAUGGGUUUUGCUUACGCUCUGGAAAAUUGCCUCCAGGCGAGAAGAUACAGAGACGACUCGCUGAUGAAUUGCGUACUAGAGUUGCUGAUGAAUUCAUCAAUAGGAGACAGGAAACAGAAUGGUUUGUGGAAGGAGAUUUUGACACAUACGUCACACAGAUUCGGGAGCCACACGUGUGGGGAGGUGAACCUGAACUCUUCAUGGCUUCACACGUCCUCAAGAUGCCAAUCACAGUGUACAUGAAGGACGAGAAGGCUGGAGGAUUGAUAAGUAUCGCCGAGUAUGGUCAAGAAUACGGUAAAGAAGAUCCGAUCCAGGUCCUAUACCAUGGCUUUGGUCACUACGACGCCCUUUUGAUACACGACGAGAGUAAAGCUCCUUCUCCAAAAUCCAAACUUUAG
Molecule: messenger RNA, 978 nt
Organism: Thlaspi arvense
Lineage: Eukaryota; Viridiplantae; Streptophyta; Magnoliopsida; Brassicales; Brassicaceae
Source: the annotation of a GenBank genome assembly